UACCGUAGUGUGUGUGUGUGAGAUGGGAGAAAAGUAGAGGACAGAAAGUGGUAAAGAAUAGCGAAAGCGGCGUAUACAACAGAUGUGUGCAUGUGUGAGAGAUUUCGGAUGGAUGAGGUGACAAUCGCAAUGAUACAGAUUUGAUGGCGUUAAAUACGUUUUGUGUUUUUCUUCUUGAUUCUAGAUUUUCUUCUAGGGUUCCACGAAAAAGUGAAUCUGGUGUAACGUUUUCAAAGUGUUGGUUAGCUGAGCGGGAAUAUUUCGCGAAAUAAUAGGUGUAAUCGCGAUUUGACCGUCAGGCUGUAAGGAGCCUUGUAAAGGCUGUCUGUGGUGUGCUGAAGGAGCGUGUAAAUCAAGUGAUAUUGGGAGAACUAGUCAUUCACACUGGCGUGCAGAAGGUAGAACUACCGUGAAAAAAGCCGCAGUGACUGACCGGCAUAAAAGAGCCAGUGAAAAUUGUCAGCGAACCAAAUCAAGCGGCGUGUGUGUGUGUGAGUACACUAAAACAACAACGUCGAGAAAGGUACAAAUCCGCGAUAAUAGGAAAAGGUGUGUUUUUGUGAAAUCUCAAGUCUCUCCCAACGCUCUCAUCCCCAUAGAAUCUACAGAGGAAACCCAGCAGGCUGCACAGUCCGCCACAAUCUACGCGCGCUUGCUCGCAUACACGGAAUUGUGCGUGUGUGUUUGUGUUUUAGUGCGUGGAAGGAGCACAAAACGACCUGUUUAGGAUUUAUCGUGCAUGGUAUAAGUGGUUCGAAGUGGGCUACGACGAUAAAAACACACAUUGAGUGCUGCAAGGCUUAGCUCGGUUGGACAAACCAGGCAAAAACGAAUUCUGUAAAGUUAUCAAGAAACAGUUUAAAGAAAGAAAGCGUUUAACAAUUACACCCUGAAGAUAACGAAAACUGUGAACUCUACUGUAGGUUUACAGAAUAAUUUUAAUAGAUACCUAAGUUGGCUGUGUGGACGCUGUAUAGAAAGCUAGCAAAAUGACAGAAGAUUCGUACCCGAAGACGCUUUACGUGGGCAGCCUCGACACAACGGUAACGGAGGAGCUGCUAUGCACACUUUUCAGUCAGAUGGGCACAGUUAAGAGUUGUAAAAUUAUACGCGAAGGAACGAUCGAUCCUUUCGCUUUCAUUGAGUACGAUAAUCAUCAAUCGGCCCAGACAGCAUUGGCUGCAAUGAACAAACGAAUGUUCCUGAAGAAGGAAAUACGGGUUAAUUGGGCAACGAGCGCCGGAAACCAGCCGAAAACGGAUACGAGCCAACAUCAUCACAUUUUCGUGGGCGAUCUCAGCCCGGAAAUUGACACCGAAACGCUGCGGGAGGCUUUCGCGCCUUUUGGAGAAAUUUCUAAUUGCCGCAUUGUGCGGGAUCCACAAACGCUCAAGUCGAGGGGGUACGCGUUCGUUUCGUUUGUGAAGAAAGCCGAGGCGGAACACGCCAUCGCGAUGAUGAACGGCCAGUGGCUCGGAUCGCGCUCCAUAAGAACGAACUGGUCGACUCGGAAGCCACCGGCACCUAGAGAAAACUCUAAAGGAAUUAAAAGUGGAAAGACGCCAGGGUUUGAGGAAAUCUACAACAAUACCAGUCCAACCAAUACGACCGUCUAUUGCGGUGGAUUUCCGCAAAAUGCGAUCACGGACGAGCUAAUUCAUAAGCAUUUCAUCCAAUUUGGGCACAUUAACGACACUCGAGUGUUCAAAGACAAAGGUUACGCGUUUAUUCGCUUUGCGAACAAAGAGUCAGCAGCGCGCGCCAUCGAAGGUACACACAACAGUGAGGUGCAGGGAUUUCCGGUCAAAUGUUACUGGGGCAAGGAGAAUGGUGGCGACGUGAAUAGCAACGGAAUGAAUGCGUCGGCGAUUGCUGCUGCGGCUGCCGCCUCCGGUAUGAUUGGAAUGAAUAUGAACGGCAUCGUCAGCCCAUUGCAACCGAUGCAGCCUAAUGCUGCGGCCGCUGCGGCAGCUGCUGCCGCUGUUGCUCAGCAGCACAGUGCCAAUCCGCAGCUCACUCAGGCCACGGCAGCGGCGGCUGCAGCCGGCGCUCAGUACCCUUAUUCUGCAGCCGCAUACGGUCAAAUGGCAUACUGGUUUCCUGGAGGAUACCCACAAAUACAGACACAAUACAUGCAACAGGGGUAUUAUACUUACCCAACAGCUUACGCUCCUGCAGCUCCCCAGCAAACUGGAACAGCAGGAUAUCGUAUGAUGCAACCGAACAUGGCAGCAUCCUGGGGCAUGCAAUCUGUUCCAGGUUUAGCAACGAACGGUGCAGCAGCGGCAGCAGCAGCGGCUGCAGCAUCAUCACAGCAGCCCGUGAUGUAUGCGACAUUGCCACAGUACCAAACGCAAUGAGAACUAUUGAAAAGUUACUCUACCAGCAACAACAUCAACACCGGCAUAAAACCAAGCACCAAUAACAACAGCACUAAGAAUCACGCUAGUAUCAGUAAUAUGAAAAAUUUUAACAACAGUCUCUUAAACAUUGUAUCGUCGCCUACUUCAGCAAUACCGGGCAAUAACAACAAAAACAAUUUUUGCUUGAUGCCAAAUCUUCCUGUUCCUGGUGUUGGAUCAGGAGCUUUGUUACCUUCGAACUCGAUUGACAACCUGUCCGCCACGUCUGCUGUUGCAUCAAACAGCGUGGGAUCUCUACUGCUUGGCAACAAUAAUUCGACCAAAAGCACAUCGGCUGUUGCGGCAAUGGUUGCCGCGGCCACAGCGACGCUGAACAACAAAGGUAUUCAACGGCAACCCUCGGCAACAGUGGUUUCGUCGUCCCAGCUAAUGGUUGCUCAUUCGAACGGUAUAAGCGAUGGAGGUGGCGCUAUGGUUUUAGGUGGCAGCCAUCGUCAUCAACGUCUUCCGCUAAAUCCGACGACAUACCAGUCGCAACAGUCUUCUUCUACUCAUCAUAUGACAACGGCGAAUGCGAUAGCGGUGGCUAUCGCUGCAGCGGCAGCAACUGCUGCCCAACAGCAGCGUCCAUAUCGUCAUCAACAUCACUACCAGACGUCGACAGCAGCGAGCGCAGCACCAAUGACAUCAUUCCUGCCAAUAAACGCCUUUAGGACGAAAAAGCAACAGUUGAGCAACAUGCAAACGAAUACCCGUGAGAGUAUAGUUCCAUCCGCAACUAAGCAAUCAUCGGCAGCAAUAAGAACCUGUACGGUAACGACCAUCGAAACCUGUACUACUGCCACGAGCAGCAUUCCAUCAAUCUUAGUUCCUUCCAGUGAUGACGGAACGGACACGACCGUGUGCACAUUAGCUGCUACCGUUGGGGCGACCAGUGCGAUCGCAACUCUAGCCUCACCAGUGUCCGCAGUAAUGUUACUAUCGACAUCGUCCACCAGUAGUAGUAGUAAUAGUAAUAACCAUAACGAUACCAUUGGUAUGAUUAACUUUUCCCAUCGGUCCACUGCCGAUGAUCUAUCUCCGUCCUCAUCAUCGUCGAUGGUCGGUGGUGGUGUUAUUUCGCCAAUGUCAACAAUGUUGAUGCCGAUGAUUACAAAAACUCUAAGCAAUGAACCCUAUAUCAGCAACAGUGGAAGCAGUGAUGGUAAUCUUCCGCACGCUAGCGUUAUUACAAAUACUGAUUUUGAUGCAACAACAGUAGCAGACAGGAGCACGGAAAUAGCAGCCACCAUGAACAUUGAGCAUGACACAUGUUCCCUCAUUCCAGAAGACGCGACCGCAGAUGUUUGUACAAAUAAUGACGAAGAGAGUUCUAGCGUUACCACCCGACUACAUACCAGCCGAACUUUGCUAAAGCACAAGCUAAACUUUAAUGACGAUGAAAAUGAUCCAUCGGAGACAAAGCCCGCGAAAGUUCGCUUAACGGAGCAUGUAACGAUAACGAGCACAGAAAUAACCGAAAGUAUAACAGGUGUUGGCGAUGGCGGUAUGAGUGUACAACAAAAAGACGAUGCUGUGCGUGCCAGCAGCUUAUGUACAACAAAUGGUGCAAGUGACGGACAUAGUCCGCUAAAAGAAGACUCACCCAUUUAAAGGUGCAAAAAUAAUCGUUUAUAAAAGAAAGGUUCAAAAAUCAAUCAAUUUCUAUCUGAUGAUAAGUUAUUCCCUUAGUGAGGACAAUGUUUAUUGUGCUAUAAACUUUUCCCGCCAUGCCACAAGAUUUAUUGGCGGUUAUAAACAGAACUUUGAAGUAGAAAACGUACAUGUCGCUCAUACUAAUUGUUCAACAUCUUUUUCUUUACUCCCUGUCGCACCUGUAGUGCAACUUUUCAUUAAUUUGGAAAUUAGAACGGAACCGGAAGGCGAAACACACAUUUCCGUAUAGAUAACAGAUAAUGUCGCUUUGUUACUGCGUCCGUUUAUCCAUCUUUUAAUUUGUACAUUAAGCAAUGUGCAUGUCUUGUACGAUAUUUGUUUCGUUUGUGAUCAGUUUCGUGACAGAUCAUCCGCAGAAGACUGAUUGAUCGGGUAUAAUGUUAAAUCUCUUAUUGAAACAAAAUGUUCCUGUUCAGCUAAACAUGCGGAAAGUAAACCAGUUAUUAGAAAAAGAGAUGGAUUAAGGAGUGUUUGGGUAAUGAAAUUUUUGAAGAGGGUUGUUUGCACCUGAAAAUAAGAAAAACAGGGAUCAUUUCUUUUUCCUUUUUGUAUGUUUCGCUUCUCCGACUUGUUUUUGAUCAAGCAAAAAAAAAAAAGGCGCGGCUGAUUUCUUCUUCUUGCUCCCGUUUUGCAUACGAAAGGAACUACGAUUUAAUAGCGUGUGUAAUGGAAAAGGAUAACAACAUGUCCCCCUGUUUAAAUUUCGUUAUUUGGCAGCGCAUUAACCCAUUUGGGUUUCCAAAAAAAUCCAAUCCAUGGACAUGUUUUCGGAACAGGCACAAACGCACCUAAGGCGCAAGGGGAAGUAUAACUUGUUGCUAUUGCACGGAAGGAUGUAUAAAUGCUCUUUAAAACGGUACUCCAUUGAAUCGCGUAAAGAUAUGUUUAUCUUUAUGCUCUUUAUUGUGUUUCCGGUACUGGUAACAACAACACCGAUGGUAAUGUUGAACGACAUAUUUGAAGAAAGAGGGAAAAGACAUUACAUAUAGACGAAAUGCACUACCAUUUGCACCUAGAGCACCACUAUGGAGAGAAACGAAAGGUAACAAAUGAGGGCACAUGCAUGCUUGUAUGUGGAUCGGAAAAAAACGGACAUUGUGCGGACUGUGUACCAAUACACGCGAAAGAGUAGCGAUGGUUUUGAACGAUUUUGGCGCGGAAAGCUGAUACAAAACCACUCGGGCCAUGCGAUGACGAUGAUGUUACGGGUGUUUGAGGUGCGAUGCCGCUAUAACAAUUCACAGAGCUGGUAGGAGGAUGCAUAAAGAUUCGAUUCUCGUAAUGUGUAAUGUGGAAUCGAAAAUAUCCAAGAGCAGAAUGGUGGUGAUAUAUUUAUUAUACCAAUUAACGCACAACUAAAAGAGAAAAAAUACCUCUUUCGCUAGUAAAGAGCACAUGGGAAAGGUUAGAUAAAUUGAAAGAUUGAGGACAGAAUGAAAAAAACAUCGCUAAGCUGGUUAGUACACGCAAGGAUAACAAAAAUGAAAUUACUAUUGUACGUAAGUUUAUGCGAGCGUCGAGUGUGUAAGUUAUUAGAUAAAACAAAGCUGUGCAUGAUUCAUCGACAGGCAGAACUCGUACGCAUAGGUUAUGUUAGAGAAUAUUUGGUGAAUUGAAGACAGACAGAGAGAAAGAGAGUUGACAGAGACAGAGGGCAGGGCAGUAGGGGUUUGAUUAAAAUUUUAGUAAUAUAAAUGUGUGCGAUGAAUAUGACCGUUUGCCGGAGUGAAGAAAGCAAAGAAAAACAGCUGCAGUUCUCAAACACAGCGAAUGCAUUAACUGCAACUGGUAUGUACGUAUAGGCAGAUAGCAUUCGGGUGCGAUAGUUCAAUAAGGAAUGUUCGAGAAGAAACUAUUUGUGGCUGAUUAAGAAUGGGCGCCAAAUACCAUUUGUACAACAUUUCCUCCCGCACAGUAGCAUCUCAGGAAAGGAAAGUAAUGUGGCUUUCGAUUUGUUUCCUAUGUUACCGUUUGUUUAAAAAUGUUGGCUGUCCGUGUACCACUCCCGGAACGUGGAAAUCUAACGACGAAUAGCUCCGCCAAACGAGAGCAAUAUGUUUGCUGGAUAGAAAAAAAGAUGGAACGGUGACCGACUCAUCUCUUACUCGUUCGAAUCGUUCGUUUUGUUUCGAUCGAUUGUUGGUAAAACAAAGACUUGCGAGAACUUAAACUUAACGCAUGAUAUGUAUGAUAGGAUGCGCUUGAAUGUUGUACAACGCGUGGAACUAUGAAAGCAUACGGAAGCGGGGAUUUUGCGAAUCGAAUGGUUGAAAAACAAAAAUGGAAUAAAACAGACCAGGAACAGAAGAUCCACAAUCUUCCAUUCAUACCACAUGAGGCACUCAUGGGGCGAUCAAUUGUUUGCAACUAAAAGGGAUCAUCCUGGGUGUUUGUGCGGUUGUGCAUAAGUGCAUGUGUGUGUGUGUGUGUGUAUGCUGUGUGUGUCAGUGUGUGUGUGUGAGUUUAAAAACGAUAAAAAAACAACACAAAGAAAUAAAACCUGAAUGUGAAAGCAGCAGUGGCCAAAUGCUCCAGUGUACAAGAACAUAAGUCGUUUUAUUUUUGUCUUUAGUGAGGCCUGAGGGAAUGUAUUAUUAGAGAAAUAAAAUUCAUAUGAAACUGCUCGCUAAAAAACAACGGUGAUCGAAGAAUAGCAGUUAGGGUUUUUAUUUCUCUUGGAAACAUCCUUGUUUUUUUUGUAAUACAGUGUUUUCCUUUGUCCCCAAUAGACAUGGUAAUUCUCUCGACUGAAAGGCUCGUGUGCUGUAGGGCUUGCAGGCUUCUUAUAAACUGCCUCCUGAUGUAUCGUUAGUGGCAGUUUGAAAAAAAAAACGGGACGAAAGAGAUGUGUACUACGGUGGAGAGCCAUA
Molecule: messenger RNA, 6949 nt
Organism: Anopheles moucheti
Lineage: Eukaryota; Metazoa; Arthropoda; Insecta; Diptera; Culicidae
Gene: Rox8
Product: nucleolysin TIAR
Exons: 4
Coding region: 990-2360 (456 amino acids)
Molecular function (GO): RNA binding
Source: RefSeq, a predicted model, not a curated record